This is a messenger RNA of Zingiber officinale, 3540 nucleotides long. RefSeq names its product probable polyribonucleotide nucleotidyltransferase 1, chloroplastic. The transcript has 25 exons. The coding region runs from base 89 to 2896 and encodes 935 amino acids. NCBI's taxonomy places the organism in Eukaryota, Viridiplantae, Streptophyta, Magnoliopsida, Zingiberales, Zingiberaceae. Gene Ontology annotation, molecular function: RNA binding; polyribonucleotide nucleotidyltransferase activity; 3'-5'-RNA exonuclease activity. Gene Ontology annotation, cellular component: cytosol; chloroplast stroma; mitochondrion. Gene Ontology annotation, biological process: mitochondrial mRNA catabolic process; mitochondrial RNA 3'-end processing. The record is from RefSeq and is a predicted model, not a curated record.
CAAGGUUGUUCUAUCGCCUCGCUCUUUCUCUCUGACUCCGUCGUCUCUCCUUUCUUCGCCUCUCCCCGUUUUCCCGUUCGCUACUAAAAUGCUAGCAAAUCCUACAAUCCGCCAUGGGAGCUCUCAUCCUUCUCUUCCUUCUCCAUUUCCUCCUCCGGCGUUGCCCCUUUUCCAUUCGCUCGGAAUCAGCAGUCGCCCUCUCGCCUUGCCUCGCUGCGUAUCGGUUCCUCCAUUUCGACCGGAACAUUUUUCUCUAUCUUCCUCGCCGCCGCUGAAGUGGAAGUGGAAGAGGCAUCCCUUCCGCGCGGCUCUGGAGUCGAACUCGUCCGUGGUUGGCGGCGCGGCAGAUGAUGUGGCUACUUCGGUGCUCAACAAAUACUCGGUGAAAAUUCCCUUCGGCAGUCGCCAGAUAUUGGUGGAAACAGGUCAUAUUGGCAGGCAGGCUAGCGCUUCUGUGACAGUCACUGAUGGGGAGACGAUUGUUCACUGCUCGGUGUGCUUAUCUGAUGUACCCAGUGAGCCUUCUGAUUUUUUCCCACUCACUGUAAAUUAUCAAGAGCGUCUCUCAGCUGCUGGUCGAACUAGUGGUGGUUACUUCAAACGAGAAGGAAGAGCAAAAGAUCAUGAGGUUCUUAUUUGCAGGUUGAUAGAUAGACCAUUGCGUCCAACCAUGCCAAAGGGUUUCUAUCACGAAACACAAAUAUUAUCAUGGGUAUUUAGUUAUGAUGGCAUUCAUUCUCCUGAUUGUUUAUCUGUCACUGCAGCAGGCAUAGCUGUAGCUCUUUCGGAGGUGCCUAAUACUAAACUAAUUGCUGGAGUCAGAAUUGGCUUAGUGGGAGAUAAAUUUAUUGUCAAUCCCACUACCAAAGAGAUGGAAGAUUCAGAAUUAGAUUUGAUAAUUGCGGGGACUGAUAGUGCUAUAUUGAUGAUAGAGGGCUACUGUAACUUCCUCACUGAGGAGAAAUUGCUUGAGGCAGUAGAAGUUGGGCAGGUUGCAAUAAGAGAGAUAUGCCAUGGAGCAGAGGCCUUGGUAAAAAGGUGUGGAAAGCAGAAAAUGAUCGAAGCUAUCAAGUUACCUCCAAAUGAUCUUUAUAGGCAUGUUGAAGACAUUGCUGGGGAUGAUUUGAUAAAAGCACUGCAAAUAAAACACAAAAUACCAAGAAGAAGGGCUCUUUCUGCUAUAGAAGAAAAUGUAUUAAAGGUACUUACAGAGGAAGGCUACAUUUUCAAAGAGGAUGCCUUAGGAGCAUCUGAAGACUCUGAUAAUAUUUACGUGGACGAAGAGGAAGAUGAUCUUAUAGUUGCUGAUGGUGAAGUUGAUGAAGGUGAUGUCCAUAUAAAGCCUGUCUUGCGUAGACCUAUGCCCUUGUUAUUCUCUGAAGUUGAUGUGAAGCUGGUCUUUAAAGAAGUUUCAUCCAAUUUUCUCAGGAAGCGGAUUGUGGAGGAUGGAAGACGUAGUGAUGGUCGAACACCAACAGAAAUCCGCCCAAUAAACUCACAAUGUGGAUUACUUCCUAGGGCACAUGGAAGUGCAUUGUUCACUCGUGGAGAAACACAGUCACUUGCAGUGGUCACUCUUGGAGACAAGCAAAUGGCACAAAGAAUAGAUAAUCUGGUAGAUACAGAAGAACUAAAGAGAUUUUAUCUUCAGUACUCAUUUCCACCAUCAUGUGUUGGUGAAGUUGGGCGCUUAGGAGCUCCCAGUAGGAGGGAGGUUGGUCAUGGAAUGCUUGCUGAAAGGGCAAUCGAACCUGUUUUGCCUUCUGAAGAGGAUUUUCCUUACACUAUUCGAGUUGAGAGUACCAUAACUGAAAGUAAUGGGUCAUCAAGUAUGGCAUCGGUCUGCGGUGGUUGCUUAGCACUUUUAGAUGCAGGAGUUCCUAUUAAGUCUUCUGUUGCUGGUAUUGCAAUGGGUAUGGUCAUGGAUACCAAAGAAUUUGGAGGAGAUGGGACCCCACUUAUUCUCUCUGAUAUUACUGGAUCUGAGGAUGCUUCUGGAGAUAUGGAUUUUAAGGUUGCUGGUGAUGAGAAUGGUAUUACUGCAUUUCAGAUGGACAUCAAGGUUGAAGGGAUCACUUUGGCAGUAAUGCAGAAAGCACUUAUUCAAGCAAGAAAUGGGCGUAAACAUGUUCUAGAUGAAAUGAUGAAGAGCUCCCCCCAACCAUCAAGGAAGCUUUCGAAAUAUGCUCCAAUUAUUCAUAUUAUGAAGGUUAAACCUGACAAACUCAAUAUAAUCAUUGGCACUGGUGGAAAAAAGGUUAAAAGCAUCAUUGAGGAUACUGGUGUAGAUUCUAUUGAUACAGAAGAAAAUGGCCUAAUUAAAAUUACUGCAAAGGACUUGUCCAGCUUAGAGAAAUCAAAAGCUAUCAUAGCCAAUUUGACAAUGGUUCCAACUGUUGGUGAUAUUUACAGGAAUUGUGAAAUCAAAUCGAUAGCACCUUAUGGAGCCUUUGUAGAAAUUGCACCAGGAAGAGAGGGCCUGUGUCAUAUCAGUGAACUUAGUUCUACUUGGUUGGCCAAUGCUGAAGAUGUCGUAAAAGUGGGAGACCGCAUCGAUGUGAAACUUAUUGAGAUUAACCAAAAGGGUCAUCUUCGAUUAAGCCGUCGAGCCCUUCUUCCUGAUGAAGAUCUGGACACCAGUGGUAAACAAACAAAUAAUUCCAUGAAAGAGAACAUUCCUCCUGUAGAUAGUCCUACUACAAUUACAGUGAAGAAGCCUUUGAGAAAAGAUAAAGCUGGAAGGACUGCAGAAAAAUUUGAGAAUCCUAAGAAAAUGAUCAAAGUUCCGCUUAAGGUAGUUACCUCAGCUCAAGAAAGUAUGAAUGACAGAUCCCAGGAAAAGCUGAGUAAAUCAGUUAGCCCUGUUAAAGAUGGUAUGUCGACAAAGACUAGCUGAUGAUCACACAUAAAACAAAUGCUGCUGUGGUUCCAUUGGAAGACAUGGACAGAGAUAACCAAGUACGUCUGACUAGUUUGAAGUACCAAACCCUGAAAUUUAUUCAUAUUCCUUUCUAGCUUAACUCAGAAGUCCCAAGAAAUGGAAUAUAGUCCAGCAAAAGAUUUGAAGGAUUUAUGGCAUUUCAGUUCAGAGAUUUUCCAAAUACCAGUUCAUUGAUGCUUGAAUGCAUUAACAUAUCCCCUCUUUUGCAUUAGUUGAAAGUCAAUAUUGCCCACUGCAUCUUUAUUUUGAUCCGACCAGGGAGAGAUAACCAAGUACAAAGAAGAGCAACUAAAGCACUGAAGCAAUGGUUUUGGGUGAGAGGGAGAGGAGAAUGUGAAACUAAAUUCAUGCCCUUCAUAAAUGUUUCAUUAACUUAUUUCAGACGUUUCUAUAACAACUGAAAUGAUGAAUGCCUAGAAGGUAGUUUGUUUUAGUUGUUCGUGCAAGGAAUACCAAAAUAAACUCAUAUCCUUGUCAAAUGCUUCAUUAACUUAUUUUUCAACAACACUAUGAGUUGAUGCAAUGUAGUUCGUUUUAGUUGUUACAUACAGUGGUUCUUUAAAAAUGAUAAUAGUUGGAGAUUCAUUGUUUUGACUAAA